Messenger RNA from Colletotrichum fioriniae, 1248 nucleotides. The record is from RefSeq and is a predicted model, not a curated record. Lineage: Eukaryota; Fungi; Ascomycota; Sordariomycetes; Glomerellales; Glomerellaceae.
AUGCCGGGAACAAUUCUCGACCUCGAUACAGGCCUCCCAAUACCUUUGCAGUACGCCUCAGACAACACGUCAGGGGAAUGCCCAGACCGGUUCUUUCCCGUGCGCCUCGCCCGUCGCGGACUCUUUGCCCACAUGCUCGAAAUCUUUAAUUCGGGAAGUGAAUUCUCGCCGAGCAUGACGGCCGUGCGAGAUGUCAUGGAAGAGAAAUUUACCGGUAAAUUUGCAGAUCCCAAGAACCUCCGUGAAGUGAUGAACCGGCCUGGCCACGAAAAUGUGACGACGGCCUUCCGUCCGGGUUUAGAUGCGAAACGGCAGACAAGGAAGAUGAUGUCACGGUACUGGGAGAACUCGUCGCCUUUUUCCAUUGACCUUCUCAACUGGUUGCACUUUCCUGCAGCGCGAGACAUCGUGACAAAACUUUUGGAAAAGUACGCCCGUUUCGUCGAGGUCAUCGCUAUUGCCUCGUCCACGGAGGACAAAGUUGCCGUCCCAACACUCGACGUUGACCUCGCGUGGCACACGCACCAGCUCUCUCCUCAGUCCUACCUCGACUUCACACUCGCAAAGACGGGGGCGUUUGUAGAUCACAAUGACAAAGUUGACGAGGAUAGACUAAGCACAGCCUUUGAGUGGACAAGUAAGACGUACCAGGAAAAGUACGGUGACAUGUACUCCGAGUGCAAGUGCUGGUACUGCGAAAUUCUCGAAGGAUGGCAUGCAGCCUCCAAGGCUAACAAUGUGCCCAUGCCGCCAGCCGCCGAGUCUGCACAUGUCUCGUCGCAUCCGGCGGUGCACACCAACGAGACGACAGCGCAGCGAACAACGACACGUCCGUUGCGUUCUGAGUUCAGGAAUAGACUGGAGGAAACGCAUUCCAAGGCGCGCAAGAGGGCAAGCGAGACAUUCAAGGCGGAUUCUGAAAAGCGCAUGGGACCUCGCGGUGAAGAUAAGACGUCGUUCUGGGGUAAAGAUAUCGCCGUGGACGGACCUUGGGCAUCGGUCUUGGCCGCCGCGACAACGAGUGCCAUGUAUCCCGCUGGGCCAGGCUUCGUCAACAUGGGGCCCGGAGCUGUAGGUAGCUGCGCGACGGGAACGUGUGGAGGAGCUACUGGUUGCGGCUCCGAGUUGCUGGGCAUGUGCUCGGCAGGGUGUGUCGGGGUGAGUGGUCCUUCUUCGUUUGGUCAAGCUUAUUACGUUCUGCGGGAUAUCUCCCUCCCCUGCAAUCUUCUUAUCGCUGCCGAGGCUUGA